This is a messenger RNA of Zalophus californianus (California sea lion), 612 nucleotides long. RefSeq names its product 60S ribosomal protein L14-like. Lineage: Eukaryota; Metazoa; Chordata; Mammalia; Carnivora; Otariidae. Gene Ontology annotation, molecular function: RNA binding; structural constituent of ribosome. The coding region runs from base 1 to 612 and encodes 203 amino acids. The record is from RefSeq and is a predicted model, not a curated record. The transcript has a single exon. Gene Ontology annotation, cellular component: ribosome; cytosolic large ribosomal subunit. Gene Ontology annotation, biological process: translation; ribosomal large subunit biogenesis.
AUGGUUUUUAGGUGCUUCAUGGAGGUUGGCUGGGUGACCUACAUCUCCUUUGGGCCUCCUACAGGGAAGCUGGUCAGGAUUGUAAAUGCUACUGCUCAGAACAGGGCUUUGGCUGAUGGACCUUGCACUCAGGUAAGAAGACAGGCUAUGCCUUUCAAAUCCAUGCAGCUCACUGACUUCAUCCUCAACUUCCCACACAGUGCCGGCCAGAAGUAUGUCCGACAAGCGUGGCAGAAGGCAGGUAUCCUUACAAAAUGGGCAGCCACACGAUGGGCCACAUGGAUUGAAGCCAGAGAAAGAAAAACCAAGAUGACAGAUUUUGAUCAUUAUAAAGUCAUGAAGGUAAAGAAAACAAGGAACAACAGAAUAAUCAAGCUCCAUGUCAGGAAGCUGCAAAAAGCAGCUCUCCUGAACGUUCCUCCCAAAAAAGCACCUGCUGCUAAGGGUCCCGCUGAGGCAGCUGCAAAAUUUCCAGCAAAAAAGAUGGCUGCUGCAGACAGGAAGGCUCCAACCCAGAAGGAUCCCCACCCCCAAAAGCUGCAGGCCAGAAUGCAGCGCCUGCAAAGUCUCAGGAAGGUCAGAAACCUCCAGCCCAGAAAUCACCUGCUCUGA